ACACAGAGCGGCGCACUCCACUGGCCUGUCCUUCAGAGAAAGAGAGAGAGAGAGAGAGAGAGAGAGAGAGAGAGAGAGAGAGAGAGAGAGAGGAUUCAUCAUGGACAUUUUUCAGCAGCAGCAGCAGCAGCAGUCCGCCUCGCCAAAGGAGGUGUUGGAGUCCAUGGCGGCCAAGCAAGGACUAGACCUCCUCGGACGCGCCUUUGCAGACCACCUGGACAACAUAGACCCACUGAAGGGGAUGAGGGACAGGUUCUUGUUUCCGCGGGUGGCCGACCAGAUGCACGUGGAAGGCAUACAGGCGGAGGGAGAGUGUAUCUAUUUGUGUGGCAACUCCCUCGGCCUGCAACCCAAGACUACCAAGGACAAGGUGGUGGAAGUCCUCGACGCCUGGGCCAAGCUGGCGAUCAACUCUCACUUCCAUGGCCCCCUUCCUGCUGCCUACUGCGACAACUACGGGAAGGAGGUACUGGGUGAGCUGGUGGGAGCGGACCCGUCUCAGGUAGUACUCAUGAACGCUCUUACUGUCAACCUCCAUCUUCUCCUCCUCGCCUUUUACCAACCAACGGAGACCAGGUACAAGAUUCUGAUAGAGGGCCACGCGUUUCCUUCUGACAGAUACGCAGUCGCGUCCCAGAUGAGACUCAAGGGCCUAGACCCGGAGGAAGCCAUGCUGCAGGUGAGGCCGCGGCCUGGGGAGCACACCAUCAGGACAGAGGACAUCUUGCAGCUACUGAAGGAGAAGGGCCCCAGCAUUGCCGUGGUGUGCCUGAGCGGCGUCCAAUACUACACUGGCCAGAAGUUUGAUAUGGAGCGGGUGACGAAGGCGGCGCAGGAGCAGGGGUGUGUGGUGGGCUGGGACCUCGCCCAUGCUGUGGGUAACGUGGAGCUCAAGUUAGACGAGUGGGGUGUGGACUUCGCCUGCUGGUGCACGUACAAGUACCUGAAUAGCGGCGCGGGAUGUCUGGGCGGGAGCUACGUGAACGCAAGGCACAACGAGAGGUCGCAACCCAGGCUGCAGGGCUGGUGGAGCAACAGGAAGGAGACGCGAUUUGAGAUGCGCGAGUACUGUGACAGAGACUCCACCGUGGAUGGUUUCCGCAUCAGCAACCCGCCGCCCCUGCUGGUGGGGUGCGUGCUGGCCAGCCUGGAGCUGUUCAGAGAGGCGGGAUUGACACACCUCCUUCAGAAACAGUUCCUCCUGACGGGUUACCUGGAACUGCUCAUCAAACACUACUUCGGGCGUGGUGACAGUGACAGCCCCGCCGUCACCAUCAUUACCCCGGAGGACACCAGUCAGCGUGGCUGUCAACUGUCCCUCAUCUUCUCCUCCCCUCUCAAGCAAGUCCACAAAGAAAUCACCAAGAGGGGGAUUAUGUGUGACAUCCGACAGCCCAAUGUGAUGCGCAUCGCCCCCGCACCGCUCUACAAUUCCUUCUGCGACAUUCACCAAUUCGUCACCAUCCUCGGCAAUGUGUUUGCCCUGUGCAAGAUAGAGGCCGCCUAGCUGCUGCUCCCCCUUCCCUCUACCCUUCAUUGAUAACUACAGCUAACCUUUUUCUUGUCUUCCUUUCAUAUUCCCUUUCUUUUCCGGUGGUAGUAUCAAAGGUUUGCAACACAUCUCUAAGUCACAGUCGCUAAGGGUGGCGAUCUGUAGCGCACAGGGUGGUGUACUCUAGCCAGAGGCUCCUAACCUUCUGGCCAUUACCUACUACCUGCCUGCCACCUUACCCAUGGCCCCUGCCAACCCACCGUCACACUGACUCAACAGAGUCAACACUCCAGCACUCAUUACGCACGUCCACAUAAAAACAACUCCAGCAACACUUUUAAUUUUAUUGAUUCACAUUCUAAGUUUUCUGUUGAGUAUUAAGUAAAGGGUUUUGCAUUUACCUUAUAUACUGUAAUCAAUAAGAUCAUACUAAGGAAAUAAUAUAAUGCACAUCAAAAAAUGUUAUACACAGAUUAAUCGAGGAGUGCAUUCAAACGUUGUCCUGUGCAGCCGAAAUUUGGCUGUGUGGCCCCGGGGAGGCCACGGCCACCACUCUGGGAACCACAUACGUACUACAUAGCAUGCAUUAUAUAUGCUUACAGACAUGCAUCUACUAAUACUGACAGCAGUGGUCUAGUCUUCACCAUUACUGACCAUACUCUGGCAACGUUUAUUACUUUGUACCAGUAGUAGUAUACAAAUGUCUCAUAACCAAUACAUGUUGGUCAUUGUAUACAAUAUAUGACAAUAUAUGCAUAACUUUUA
This is a messenger RNA of Portunus trituberculatus (swimming crab), 2257 nucleotides long. RefSeq names its product kynureninase-like. Gene Ontology annotation, biological process: NAD+ biosynthetic process. The record is from RefSeq and is a predicted model, not a curated record. The coding region runs from base 101 to 1507 and encodes 468 amino acids. Lineage: Eukaryota; Metazoa; Arthropoda; Malacostraca; Decapoda; Portunidae. Gene Ontology annotation, molecular function: kynureninase activity; pyridoxal phosphate binding. The transcript is spliced from 9 exons. Gene Ontology annotation, cellular component: cytoplasm.